Messenger RNA from Strongylus vulgaris, 386 nucleotides. NCBI's taxonomy places the organism in Eukaryota, Metazoa, Nematoda, Chromadorea, Rhabditida, Strongylidae. The record is from the annotation of a GenBank genome assembly.
AUGGACUUAGGAGAUAUUCAGGCAGCUAUCGACACGCUGAUCCUGGAACGAGGACAUCAGAGUUAUGAAUCUUGGUUGAAUCGUUUCCUUUCAAGCAACAUCACUUGUAAAAAUGCAAAGGUCAUUGAUGGUUCCUGUAUGUUAGAAUUUGCCAGGAAGACUCAUCCUGCUCCAGUAUGCCAGGAUUUUGCGGAAAAGCCCAGCGAUGGUCCGAUAUUCGACAAGGCUUUUAAGUUGUUAGGUUAUUACAUAUCUACACCAGCAAAUAUCACUAUAACCAUGGAUUCCUACGACGUUGAAACUGUAGCAGAGAGAAUCGAGAAGAACUGUAAGCAGAUAGAAGUCAUGGGAGGUGGGCAGAUUCAGUAUACGGUAGUUAAAUAGCA